AUGGACUCGAGGGGCACCCCCAUGGGGACCGGAGCCCCGAGCUGGAACGACAUGUUCAACGAGACGUCUCAGUUCGAGGACUCGAUGCACGACCCGACCUUCGAGAACACCGCGUUUGAUGCCUUUACCAACGUGGACGCGUACGGCGAAUCCCCCAUGACCUACGCCAUGCGAACCCCCUCCAAGUCCGGCCCCGAAGUCUCCGCUGGCGCAGGCGCUCAAGUCUCUGCGUCUGCGGAGAGUUCGAGUCAAGAUUCGUCCUCAGAUACGUCGAGCAGAAGAAAGAGAAAGACGAAUGAGUCCGAAUCCCCAGUGUCAGAUCCGGUCACGGAAGUGGGCAGGAGGAACGGCAAGGUCAAGCAAGAGGAUACCAAGAUGCACAUGUCAGACGCACAUCAGGUGAAGAGUUAUGAUCAUUUCUCACAACCCAUGCACAAACUGUCGCUGGAGCAGAGCUUGAGCCACGGGGACAGCACCAUGUCUCAGUUCGACUUCGCGAGCGCAGCUUCGAGUCCUAUCCAGACCGGGGAAUUCAACAACGCCAUGUCGCUGGAUACACGCAUGAACAUGCCCGCGGCGGCGGGUGCUGCUCACUUUGCGAAGGCUUCUCCGGUCCAGACUAUUGAUCCGGGCAUGUUCUCGAUGAAUACAUCACGCGACCAGUCGCCAGCUACCACGAAUAUGAUGUUCAACCAGGCCUCACCGAACGCCAUCUUCUCGACGCCAUCGUCAGAUAGUCCAGACACGUUUAACAACCAAGCGUGGAAUGCCCAACUGAUGAAUCAGAACCCUGCGUGGCCUGGUGAUUUCGCGAAUCAGCUUACUUCGCCCGGAGCCAUGACCUUCACCCCAUCUCCUGGCGCGAAUGGAGGAACUCCUGGGGUUUCGAACAGAGGCACCGCACCACCUCUUGGUAAAUCGCCUCUUCACAUUGCCCCCAUCUCAACCAAGUCCCGCGUUGAGACUCAGAUCAAUGUCAUCAUGACACUUGAGAAACCGCCUCCUGGAAUAGAGCAUCUUCAUCUACCUCUUCAUACGAUUGCAAAGUCAAAGCUACUGGCGAAAGAUGAAUUCGAAAAGUCCAAGGUUCUGGAGCUCCAUACGAUGCUUGUGUGUACGUCUGCGAUGCACAACUCACAGCUCAAGGAGAAGGCGCUGCAGAAAGCGGCUGCGGCGAAUAAUGAGGAGAUUCAGCAUCGAGCAGAGCUGGCUCGAUCGACUGGGGAUGAUGAGAAGAACGAUCCCAAGAAUGUUGAGGAGGCUGACAGACCUGCGAAUGGAGGCGAGGUCAGAAUUUGCACGAAUUGCAUACAGCGAGAAAGAAAGCGAGCUGGGAGAAAGAAGACGAAGAGGGAGGAAGAGCAGCAGCACUGGGAAAGAUUUGAGACGGAGCGUGUGGUGGUCUUCAACUCUAACGAGUAUCUGCCUUUCAAGCCGCCUGAGAUGCAAUAUCCUCCUCGUGAGGGCGCCAUUCCGGUUGAAGGCGAGCAAUAUGUGCCUCCUGACGGCAGUCUCCAAGUGUCUGCUGCCAUGCGAAUUGCAUGCUACUGCCGGCAUCAAAGCGAGAAGGAGGGAUUUCAGGUCAUCUUCACACUCAAAGACCAACAAGGAGUUGUGAUCGCUCAGCAAAUAUCCGAUUCGAUUCUCAUUACCGACGACCACAAGACGCAUCCGCAAAGCUUUUCCACCGCUGUCCCCAGCGAGAGCUUCUACCAGACAGCCCCUGGAUUCCUCUCGUCGAAUGGGUUGCCCAUGUCACAGUCGAUGGUGGAUAUGGCGCAGCACGCUCAACCGUUCCCUUCGUCUCGUUCGGCAGGAAAUCUUCAAGCUCUGGCGUAUGGAGGAGCAGCAUUCAAUCCUCACAGCCACGUCCAUCAACUGCCUGGGUCUGGAUAUGCGUCUCAAACUACAUCGGCUACGAUGACUCCGACGAGCCUUUCCAGGCCUGGAUCGCCUACCAAUGCUGGACAAGCAGGUCCGAACAAGAAACGAAAGUCUGCCCAGUUCUCCCAUAGAAAGGUGCCGAGUACGUUGGCCAUGACUCCACGGGUAGACACGAGCCAACCGCCCUCAUCCAACAUGCCUUCCGCCGUGUCGAUGAGCUCACAGUUCUCGCCAUCAACCGCCACGUUCCCCAAUCAGGUCAAUCAGUCGUACAUGACUAUCCCUAGUAACAACGGCCCUGCACAUUACUACAACAGCGGACCAUCAACGCCGGCAAACGAGAACGGACCCUUCAACUUCAGUCAACCGGUGGACCUCUCACAGAUGCGCACGAACCAGGCGUACUUCUCCCAUCCGUCGUCUGCAGUACCUAGCCGGGCUGCGUCACCUGUGCAGCAGCAAAGCAGAGCUAACAUGGCGGCAUAUGCUCGUCAACAACAGCCUCAGCAGCCCAUACAGACCCCAACGAACUCGAUAUCUGGUAGACCACAGCAACAGAUGUAUGGAGGUCAUACCAUGCCUGGAUCUGGCGGUCACGAAUCACACGGCCCGUAUCCGUGUAUCACGAGGAUUACACCCAGGGAGGGACCUGCUUCGGGUGGUACUGAGGUUGCCAUCUUCGGGGAGAACUUCGUCAUGGGCAUGUCAGUCCAGUUUGGCGACUAUCCCAAUCUUGCCAACACUACAUUUGUCAAUCCGAACGCACUCAUUGCCAUUGCCCCUUCUGGUCGGCCAGGGCCGGUAAGCCUUACGUUGGUACCACCUCCUGGGCAGACUCGAUGGCCGAAGCCGGCUAGUCCUACGAUUUACCGAUACACGACCACGUCAGACCAAGAAGAGAUGAUGAUGGCAGCGCUGAAGUUCUUGAGUGAACAACAUCUGGGUAGUGUUGAUCACUGGCAGACUCUUGCUCAGAAGAGCGCUGCCAGCUUUGUGCAGUCUAGAAUGAACCCCGCUGGACUUCAUCAAGGGUAUCCUGCUUCGCAUCGAAUGGCGAGCAAUAUGGAUAACGAGGAGACGAUUCUGAAGGAGCUCGAGAUGAUGGAGGCUAAUGGGGAGUCUUGUCAGCCUGGAUUUGCCGCCAACAUGUUGUCUCUUGCCUGCUCGUCUGGAAUGCAUCGAGUGGUGUCAGCACUGCUUGGUUGUGGUGCUAGUGUCGAGGAGAGAGAUCACGCUGGCUUUACUCCCCUUAUGCAUGCAGCGCUGCAUGGUCAAGUCGAAAUCUUUCAGCUGCUUCUCACGAGAGGUGCUGAUGCGAGUGUCAGGAACUUGAAGGGUUACACUGCAAUCGACCUGGCUCCGUCCGAGGUUCGGAAUGAAUUGAUAUGCGUACUUGAGAGCACUCAACGACGUCGACACUCACGGCCUUCAUUGCAGACACGCUUGAGCUAUGGCUCAACCGCAUCAUCGAGAGCGUCUUGGGACAUCGCCAGCGCCUCGUUCUACGAGUCUGAGCCGACCUCGCGACGCCCAAGUACCAGGUCCUUCAUCGAGGAGGACAUACCUCCAUCAAUCGACGAUACAGCACCACUCUUCCCGUACGCCGCAAUGGCCGCAUGGCGAGACGCACUCGCGGCGCAGAUCCACCACUUCCAAGAGACGCUGCACUGGAACAUGCCACACUUCCAGCUCCCUCCUCUCCCGAACUUGACCGACUGUAGAAGGCUCAGCUCUUUGGUUCCCGGCAAGUCGGCACCUUCUGCCACGGAACGCCCACACCAACCACCUCUUGCUUCACAGCAUCAGCAGCUCCCGCUGACUCGUCAUCACUUCUGGGACUUCUUCUCAGCCUCGAGUGAAAGUCCAGCUUCGGCACCGACAGAGAGCAGCGCGCCGCCGGCAUACUACGAUAUUUUCCCGGAUCGGAAGCCGACGCAAGAAAGCCAGGAUGAUGGUAUGAAGUCCGCGGUGGUGGACGCUAUUGCGGAUGAGAAGUGCGCGGCAAUGUUCGAUGGAGAAGAGGCGAGCUACUAUUCAGCUAAUCACGCCCCGAACAAGACCGACGGGGCGGUCAUGCCGUCGUGGCUUUGGGUGAGUCUCGUGCGCGCGUUUACCAACAACCAGGGUGACCUCACCAGCUGA
Messenger RNA from Zasmidium cellare ATCC 36951, 4026 nucleotides. RefSeq lists its product as uncharacterized. Gene Ontology annotation, molecular function: protein binding. The record is from RefSeq and is a predicted model, not a curated record. The coding region runs from base 1 to 4026 and encodes 1341 amino acids. Lineage: Eukaryota; Fungi; Ascomycota; Dothideomycetes; Mycosphaerellales; Mycosphaerellaceae. The transcript is spliced from 2 exons.